AUGUCGGAUAGUAAGGAGCUGGACCACUCAUGGUUCAAGCGCGCGGAGCUCUUCGUACCUCAGUGGGUGAUGGGAUACGCCAUAGAGACCCAACGCGUAUCGCGCUGGUCUUGGGUGCAGCACGAACACCUCCAAACAUGGCGGGACACAGAGGACUCGAAUUUCCAGAUCAUUUCUAUCGACGUCGAUGAUGCUGUAGUGGAGGAUCAUGAAGUGCGGAGUUUCCAGAUUGGCAUCUCUAUCCUUGAUACCGAGCGUCUUGGAGAUGUGUUGGCUGAGCCUCCUAAGCCUGAUGUCAACCUGGCUGCGAGGGUUGUGCAGUCUCAUCAUUGGAUCGUUGGGGAUGAAGAAUACUCUCCCGAGUUUGAGGAUAUGUUCCGUUUUGGAAGAAUGAGGUACGUUCGGAUGGAGGAGUUCCGGAGGGAAAUCACGGACAUCAUCCAGAACUGGAAUUUCUUCCUCAUCACCCAUGGGCCAGACGAAAGUCUCUCGUUCUUGAGAAGCUGUGGCGUAUAUCUCCGUGCUCUCGAAACUAUCAACACUGCCCAGGCUGUUCAGGAAGUCCUCCUUCUCCCCUUUGAUAAAGUGGUGAGCAAGGACCAGUUGGUUAGAGAAAUUGGAGGCCCAUGUGAAGAUCCUUGCUUAGCUGGAAACGCGGCACAUUUUACUCUCCGUAUUCUUCUCAUGCUUAUUUAUGGAGACGUGGACCGACAUCUUCAUCGCGUUGGUGUCCCUAUGGAUCAGUGGUCUCUGCUUUUGAAGAGGAUUGUUGAUUCACCACCCAAGAAGCGAAAGUUGAGAAGGAUGAAGAGGUCGCCUCCUGCAGAUUCUUCAGAACAAAGUAGCAAGCGAGGCAAUAUCAUGGACUCCUCCACCACUUCUUCCCCGUUGUCAUCUCCGCCUUCUACAGAACAAAGUAGCGAGCGAGGCGACAUCGAGGACUCUCCCACCAACUCUACUCGGUUUUCGUCUCCGCCUACAGAACAAACUGAUGGGAAAUCCAAUAACGAGGUCUCCCCCGCAGAAGAUAUUCAGUCGUCGCCUGCAUCGAGUCCAGAAUAG
This is a messenger RNA of Fusarium odoratissimum NRRL 54006, 1062 nucleotides long. RefSeq lists its product as uncharacterized. Bases 1 to 1062 code for a protein of 353 amino acids. Lineage: Eukaryota; Fungi; Ascomycota; Sordariomycetes; Hypocreales; Nectriaceae. The record is from RefSeq and is a predicted model, not a curated record. The transcript has a single exon.